Molecule: messenger RNA, 638 nt
Organism: Myotis davidii
Lineage: Eukaryota; Metazoa; Chordata; Mammalia; Chiroptera; Vespertilionidae
Product: 60S ribosomal protein L36a
Exons: 6
Coding region: 4-420 (138 amino acids)
Biological process (GO): translation
Cellular component (GO): ribosome; cytosolic large ribosomal subunit
Molecular function (GO): structural constituent of ribosome
Source: RefSeq, a predicted model, not a curated record
UCUAUGGUCGCUCCCAUGAGGAAGCGCGACCAGGAACCGCCUAUAUACUUCCGUUUCCGGCCUAUCAGCUUCCUUUCCCUGCUGAUAGCUCUCGCAGACAUGGUGAACGUUCCUAAAACCCGCCGAACCUUCUGUAAGAAGUGUGGCAAGCAUCAACCCCACAAAGUAACACAGUACAAGAAGGGCAAGGAUUCUCUGUAUGCACAGGGAAAGCGGCGUUAUGACAGGAAGCAAAGUGGCUAUGGUGGGCAGACUAAGCCGAUUUUCCGUAAAAAGGCUAAAACUACAAAGAAGAUUGUGCUGAGGCUUGAAUGCGUUGAGCCUAACUGCAGAUCUAAGAGAAUGCUGGCUAUUAAGAGAUGCAAGCAUUUUGAAUUGGGAGGAGAUAAGAAGAGAAAGGGUCAAGUGAUCCAGUUCUAAUCUUCAUAUUUUGUUUGAUUAUAUGACAAUAAAAUCAUGGAAGGAGUUCUGUGAUAUGACAAGCAGGAUUACAGGCCACUCCUUGACCCAGGGAAGCAAGACUGAUGGUGUAAGAACGAGGUCCACCAAUCUCCUGCAGGUUUACCACAGCCACCGCCCAGGCUAACUUCGAGAGAGGGCGUUCCCAUACCUCAAUGUUGUCUUCCUGAAAAGCAAGC